AUAUCGUUUCACACGGCACUCAAACAUCACUUUGCAUUCAUGAUUCAGCAUUAGAACGCAAAAUAUCGGAAAUCAUUUCGAGUGGCCAGUUGUGUGACCAGUCGCGUUUGAUCAACAGAGAGUGUUGUUACGUUCCAUUUCUCCGCAACCGGUAUCUUGUAAUAAACCAAAAUGACCGUGAAGGGGGUUUGCGUUCUCAACGGAGAAGUUAAGGGCACCUUAUUCUUCGAACAGGCUGGAGAUUCUAGCCCCGUCAAAGUCACCGGAGAAGUGACUGGUUUAAAGCCUGGGCUACAUGGCUUCCACAUACACGAGUUCGGCGACAACACUAAUGGAUGCACCAGUGCUGGACCACACUUCAAUCCGUUAAGUAAGGAGCAUGGAGCUCCCACAGCUGAAAUUCGUCAUGUUGGUGACUUAGGAAACAUCGAGGCUGGAAAGGAUGGCGUUGCCAAGGUCAACAUAACAGACAAGCUGAUUCAGCUGCAGGGACCACACAACAUAAUUGGCAGAACAGUCGUGGUAAGUGACCGACUAAAAUUAUAUAUUUUUUUCCAUGAAAGACAGAUAUAUAGUCAGUCAAGGUGGCAAAAGACCAGGAAGGCUGGGAAAAGUCAAAGAAAAAUCAGGGAAUUAUGACGGACAUUGAAGGUGCAAAAUUUCUGGAGCUCUUGUUUGUAAAAGCUGCCCAGCAUUAUAAGAAAUUCUGAAUUUUUUAACUAGAAAAGUUAGGAAAUUGUAUUUAAGGGAAAUUGUCAUUGCCCUGAGUGCAUAUUAUGUUAAUAAUGUGCUAAAAAUUGUGGUGAAUAUCGCAGGUUCACGCAGAUCCCGAUGACUUGGGCCUAGGUGGGCAUGAGCUGUC
Molecule: messenger RNA, 862 nt
Organism: Neodiprion fabricii
Lineage: Eukaryota; Metazoa; Arthropoda; Insecta; Hymenoptera; Diprionidae
Gene: Sod1
Product: superoxide dismutase [Cu-Zn]
Exons: 4
Coding region: 172-639 (155 amino acids)
Biological process (GO): removal of superoxide radicals
Molecular function (GO): copper ion binding; superoxide dismutase activity
Source: RefSeq, a predicted model, not a curated record